AAUGCCACCCAAAUAAUAAAAAGUAACCCUUAGGAGACCAAUACCUGUAAGUUAUUAAUUAUAAUUGAUAGAAAAAACAACCUAAAAUAGCCAAUUAGAAUUUAAAUUAAUAAGAAGCUGAACCAGAUGGUGAUGAAUCAGAAUAUUAACAUGAAGUUUUGAAAUAAAUAAAUAUUUAUAGAGAGAAAGAGAUAGACCUUAAUUGACAGAGAAAGAAUUGAAUGAAGAUAUGCCAUCUAAAAUGUUGAUUCCUAACAAUCCUCAAGCACCAAAGAAUAUAACUUAAUAUGAUUAUUUAUAAAGAAAAGUAACUACUGAAAAUUAUGAUAGUAUAAAACAGAUGAAUUAGUUGAAUAAUUGAUUAUUCAUUUCAGAUUAGAUGGAGAAAUCAUUCACAAAGAUUCAAAUGAGGCCAGAAUACAAGAGGAAUUAUGGGAUACAAAAUUAGCAUUGAUUAAAGAAGCAGAAAGAAAUUAAGAAAUGGAAGAUCCUGGGGCAUCAAAGGAUAAAGAGGCAAUUAAAUAAACAAUGAGAAAUAAAUUUAAUUAUAAUGCAAGAGAAGCAUAAACUGAUGGAAGAGUAAUUAGAGAAAGAGGUGUAUCAACAGAACCUCCUCCUAGUGAUACAUUAAAAGGUUAAAUUACAUAAUGGGAAAUUUUUGAUGCUUAUAUAUAAAAUAAAGCCAAAGAAGAAAGUUAAAAAAAGAAAGAUCAUACUUCAGAUAAUACAGUUUAUAAGCCAUCUUUCAAGAGAUGUUUAAAAAUUAUGGAAAGAACAGUUGUUCACAAUGAUCAAAAAGAAAAAUAUAAUGAUUAUAAAUAUUAUUGGAAUCAAGGGGAAGUAGUAGAAACAUCUAAAAAUGAAGGGUAAAGAUUUAUAAAAUAAUUAGACAUUUAUUACCUAUUUGGAAAUUUUCAAAUGAGAAAUAAAAAAAGAAACAUGUAACAUCAUUAUGUUGGAAUCCUAGAUAUAUGGAUCUAUUUGCUGUAAGUUUUGGUAGUUAUGAAUUUUCAAAAUAAAGAAUGGGUCUUAUAUGUUUAUAUUCUCUUAAAAAUACAACUCAUCCAGAAUAUGCAUUUACAUGUGAAGCUGGAGUUAUGUGCUUAGAUUUUCAUCCUUAAAGUCCAGCAUUAUUAGCUGUAGGAUUAUAUGAUGGAACAGUUUUAGUUUAUGAUAUCAGAAAUAAACAUAAAAAACCAAUUUAUUAAUCAACUGUAAGAACUUAAAAACACACAGACCCAGUAUGGCAAGUUAAAUGGAAUCCAGAUAUCUCUAAGAAUUAUAAUUUUUAUUCAAUUUCAUCUGAUGGUAGAGUUAUGAAUUGGGUUUUGAUGAAAAAUAAAUUAGAACCUGAAGAAGUCAUUAGAUUAAGAUUGGUUGGUAAGAAUGAAGAAGAAAGUACUUUAAUUGGUUUAGCUUGUGGUUUAUGUUUUGAUUUCAAUAAAUUUGAACCUCAUAUCUUUUUAGUUGGUACUGAAGAAGGAAAAAUACAUAAAUGUUCUAGAGCAUAUUCAGGAUAAUAUUAAGAAACAUAUAUUGUAUAUUAAUAAUUCUUAUAAUUAGGGACAUAAUUUAGCAGUGUAUAAAGUUAAAUGGAAUAAUUUUCAUUCUAGAACUUUCAUUUCUGCAUCUGCUGAUUGGACUGUUAAAAUAUGGGAUUCUAAAAUAUCUACACAAAUUAUGAGUUUUGAAUAAGGAAUGUAGGUUGUUGAUGCUAUGUGGGCACCUUAUAGUUCUACAGGUAUUCAUUAAUUAUAUAUUAUUAGUUUUCGCUUGUGCCACUUAAGAUAAAAUAUUUGUUUAUGAUUUGAAUGUUGAUAAAAUUGGAAAACUUGCAGAAUAAAAACCAUCUAAAUAACCAAGAUUAACUAAUAUUGCAUUCAAUUAAAGAGAUCCUAUUAUUUUAGUAGGUGAUACUCAUGGUGGUAUUACAUUACUUAAAUUAAGUCCUAAUUUAACAAAAUGUAUAUAUAUAUAUAAAUAAAAUUAUAGCUGGAGUUAAAGCAUCCAAUUUCCCAGAUGGUAAAAUACCUAAAGAAUUUGAGAGUAUGUCAUUAGAAGAAUAUGAAAAAUAAAAAAUGGAAAAUCUUUUGCAAGUGGUUUCAAAAUGGGAAAGGGAAGAUUCCUGA
Messenger RNA from Paramecium pentaurelia, 2129 nucleotides. NCBI's taxonomy places the organism in Eukaryota, Ciliophora, Oligohymenophorea, Peniculida, Parameciidae. The record is from the annotation of a GenBank genome assembly.